AUGGCUGUUCAGCUCACCGACAUCAAAAUCAAGAAUGAUGACGUCAGCAACCAUGUGACCGAAAUCGGCGGACAUCAUAGCAGAUCGAAUGUACCGUUGGAUAAUAAAGGAUUUGAACCGGAUGAUGGGAAGAAUGAUGACGUGUUACAAAUGGACAAAGAGAAAGACUUCCACGAUGACGUUAAUGAGGAAGACACAGGAUGUCCACGAUACGUGGGGGCCCUUCAGAAUAAUCUACAUGACUUCUACACAGAUCAUAAAAAGACCAUACACUUUAUAUUCUAUACUGUAUUGGUAAUGCUGUACUUGGCCUACUUUUCCUAUGCAAUGUACUUCCGGUUUGGUGACGAGGGAUCUGUGCGCCUUCUCGUCAUCACCAUUCUAGUGGCAGUGGGGGUGCCUGUUAAAAUAACGUUAGGAAUCUAUGGAAAUCAAAUUGCCGCAAUUCUGCGACGAUCAUUGAAUUCAACAUUGAGAACCAAGAUUUCAAGAAAUAUCAAUGUAUUCCUAUCAAUUGGACUUUCCAUUUUUGUCUUUGUGUACGUCAUAGUGGAGAUUGCACUGAAAACACCCCGAAAUAUGAUCUCCGCGGGGGGUCUUGCAACCCUUAUUCUCCUUUUUUAUGUGUUUUCCGUCAACCCUGCUAAGGUAAAGUGGCGACCUGUGUUCUGGGGUCUCAUGCUCCAGUUUCUGUUUGCACUCAUCAUUUUGAGGUGGCAGGGCGGAUAUGAAAUGUUCGAAUGGAUCGGUAACCGUUUUCAGGAGUUCAUCAAGUACACGGAUAAAGGAUCCGAAUUUGUGUUCGGGGAAAAUUACACUGAUCAUUUCUUCGCAUUUUCGGUUUUGCCUGUCAUUGUUUUCUUUAGUACAUCAGUCUAUGUUCUGUACUAUCUCGGCGUCAUGCAAUUCAUCAUUCGGAACAUCGCACGUUUUUUGGCGUAUGCUUUAGGUACUUCUCCCACUGAAUCAUUGAAUGCGGCAGGAAACAUUUUCCUUGGUCAGAGUGAGGCGCCGUUACUGAUUCGACCUUUUCUGUCCAAGUUGACGAAGUCUGAACUUCACGCUGUUUGUACGGGAGGGUUCGCUACAAUAGCCGGAAGUGUCAUGGCCGCUUAUAUUCUUUACGGUAUUCCGGCCAAUCACUUGUUGUCUGCCUCCGUCAUGUCUGCACCAGCGGCGCUUGCAAUGUCCAAGCUCUUCUACCCCGAGACAGAGGAGUCCCAGAUUAACUCCAAUGAUGUAUACAAAAUGUCUAAAGGACCAGAGCGAAACAUUAUAGAGGCAGCUUCAUCGGGUGCAUCACAAUCAAUAAAACUGGUUGCAAACGUUGCGGUGAAUCUGAUUGCAUUCGUUUCACUUUUAGAAUUUGUCAAUGCCACGCUUAAAUGGUUUGGCAAUAGAGUAGGGAUGGAACCACCGGAGGACGAACUUACGUUUGAGUUAAUAUGUUCUUACGUCUUCUGGCCACUGGCUUUUCUGAUGGGUGUUAACUCUGGUGAUUGCCCGAAAGUGGCCGAACUGAUCGGUAUUAAAACGUUUAUAAACGAGUUUGUGGCUUACACCAGUCUCUCCAAAUACAUCAAGAACGCUCAGAAUCUCAGUUGGUAUGAGGGCUUGGCACACAGCAACACAUCCAACAUUUCCGGUGUGUUUAAUUCCACAUGGCGAUACGUCAAUGGAGACAUUGUGUAUGAUGACCUGAACAUAACAUUGGUUGGAGGAAUACUUGCUGAGAGAUCCGUCGUUAUUUCAACGUAUGCCCUGUGUGGUUUCUCCAACAUCUCUUCCAUCGGCAUCAUGUUGGGUGCCCUUGGCGCCAUGGCACCCUCUCGGAAAAGUGACCUGUCACAAGUUGUUUUCAGAGCAAUGAUUGCUGGAAACGUAGCUUGUUUCAUGACUGCCUGCAUCGCUGGUUUGUUGUAUGAAGGAGAACUGUGAUAUCUUGGCCUAACCUGUUCAUUUCGGUACCUCCUUGCCAAUACGUGUAGUUUUAGGA
Messenger RNA from Ylistrum balloti, 1996 nucleotides. Its product is annotated as solute carrier family 28 member 3-like. Gene Ontology annotation, molecular function: nucleoside:sodium symporter activity. Gene Ontology annotation, biological process: nucleoside transmembrane transport. Gene Ontology annotation, cellular component: membrane. The transcript has 11 exons. The coding region runs from base 1 to 1938 and encodes 645 amino acids. The record is from RefSeq and is a predicted model, not a curated record. Lineage: Eukaryota; Metazoa; Mollusca; Bivalvia; Pectinida; Pectinidae.